Molecule: messenger RNA, 4368 nt
Organism: Cladocopium goreaui
Lineage: Eukaryota; Dinophyceae; Suessiales; Symbiodiniaceae
Source: the annotation of a GenBank genome assembly
AUGGCUGCAAGCACUUUGUCAGCGUCUUCUAUGCUGUCGGCAUACUUGUACAAGUACAAGGACGUGCGGGCCAACCGACCUCAUGAGUGGUUGCUUUUGCUGACCUCAGGUGAGAUAGCUUUCAUCCGCCAGACCCGAGGUCGACGCAUGGCACUUGGAGGCCGAGGUCGGUGGGAGGUCUUUGUCAAUGGCUCAUUGAUGAAUUUGCGCGACUUUGCUUGUGUGGGCAGGGGGGAGAAAAAUGCUGAGCGUGGUGGUGAGAUCACCUUUCAUCUUCGCUUUCGCUGUUGCCAGUUGGGAUCAGGGUUUGGCAGCUUUGCGUAUGGGCACGGCGGCUUUGAUGUCGACUGUCAUGUUGCGGCGGCUUUGUGCCGACUGCUAGCGGCGGCUCUGACCCGACUGCCAUGUUGUUGCGGUGGCAUUGUGCCGACUGCCUUGUUGCGGCGGCGUUGCGCCGACUGCGAUGUUGCGGCGGCUUCGCGCCGACUGCUAAGCAUGUCACGGCGGCCUUGCGCCGACUGCGACGGCGGCAGCAUGGUUUGGCUCACAAUGGAUCCGGGGGGCCACAUGGACGGAUUUUUGGAAGCUUGCGGCGACUUGUCUUUCAGUGCUUUGGUGGAAAAGGACGAGGAGAUUGGAUCAUCGUCGCCGCCCAAAGCCAAGAAGCGUAAGAAGGACAAGAAAGAAAAAAAGGGCAAAAAGACGUUAAAGGUGGAAAAGGAGCUGGUAGGCGACAAGGACCAGGAGUUGAUGGCGGAUAAGGCGUCCAAGUUGCCUGCUGAGGAGGACCCUGACGAGAUAUGGCCAGAGCAUCUACCUCGUCCUCCUCCUCUGGAUCCUUAUUUGCUUGGAGUUGCUGAAGAAGCGCCCAGUGACGAAGAUGAGGAGAAGCCUUCGAAGAGGGCGAUGCAGCGAGCUUUGCAAGGCUUCAGCCGUAAAAGCGGCGGCUGGAAGCAUAAGAAGCGAGGAAGUGGCAAAGGUCCACUUGGCAAGGGUCGAGGAAAAAAUUGCCGAUAUUGUGCUAAUAGCUUCCAUCAGGUGACUGUUCUUUUUUUGGAAUUCAGUGCCGGCUUUGUCAUCAUGUCAUCAUUUGCGGCAGGGAUGUUUCUCAAGACCUGGUUUGGUUUUUUUGCUUCCCCUCGUUGUCGAGCCAUGUCGGACGAUCCACGUCGUGGUGCUGACGGUCCUGGCCGCUCUCGAGCCAAUGAAAAGGGCUCGGGCCUGGAGCGACCGCCGGAGCCGAGUCGCCCGCCACGUGGCAUGGGCCUUUACAGUGCAGGCCCCAAGGCUUCCAUGGGGCAUCCUGCUUCUUCUGGUCCUGUUGCCACAGCCCCGCGCUACAGCGGCAGCCAAGGCGAUGCCGGCCGAAAGGCCUACGCUUCCAGGCUUCCACCGCCGCCCAAGCCGGCGGCGCUGAAGAGUUCGGACAGCAGUUCGGCAGAGUCUUCGAAGGAAGACAUCGAGGAGGAGCCUGAACCUGCUCUCGCGUCUGCCGCUUCCCAGGCCUUGGCGGUGCCGAAGCAAACUGGCGCCGUCCCUGUGUGGCUUCAGGCGAAGGUUGACAACCUCAGCCGCAAAGCUGCCCUCAGAACAUCGGCCAGGAUCGCGCGCGAAGCAGCCGUCAGCUUUGACUCUGAGCUCGAGAACGUCCAAGUAGCCCAACGGGAGUUAGACAGGGAGUUUGCUCCUGGCCGCAAGUUUAAAUUCUUUCCCUGGCUUCGCUUUGGCAGGCGGUUGAACGAUGAUGCCUCCGGCUUUGGCUUUGGUUGCAGCGCCUGCGCUCAAUUUGCAUGUCAAAUGUCUUCGACGACGAGUAUUUUCUCAGAAAAAAAUGUCUUGCCAACGCCUUGCCGAUCCAACAGGAUGCCUGUGAAGUGCAGUGACAACUUAGAGAACUUUGCCGCUUUCGCUGUCGGCUUGCACCGCCUGAAGUCUUACACCUUAAGGCGGCAUCAAGACAGUCAGAAGCACCAAGAAGCACUGCGCUUCAUGGAAGGAAGCAUUUCUGAAAAUGAUUUGGUGUCUGCACCCUCCUACCUUGACUUUGUGGGGAAGCUCGAAGACAUCGGGAAAGGGCAUUCUAUGAGAAACGGAGGAAGCUGCAGUGACAGAACCGUGCUCAUGCAUUGGUGCAUAUCAGAAUCUCUGCUGCGCCUUUGGCGUUGCAAGCUGAGCAAAGCUACUACUCUUUGCCUCGUUCGCGACGAGCGAAAAGGAAAGCUGCUCAUUCGUUUCAGAAGCUGUAGCAACGACAUGGACGUUUGCAGCGGCACCCUGGGCUGCGUACGAAUGAAAGGCGGGAGUGCUGAAGACAUUGUCACAGCAACUGCAAAGGCCAUGCGCAUUUUCUGCACGAGUUUUUUCAACGCACCUCGUCUUGGAAAAGGUUUGCAGCAACAGGGAGGCUUUGAUCGCAGUUUGUUCAAUCAUAUGCGAAGCAUCGUUCACAUGCUUACCACUGACAGUCACCCUGCCGAUCUCUUGGCAUCCAACAUCAUGAAAGGUAAUCGGAAGAGUGCUGAAGAACGACACAAUCGGGAUCCGUUUCUCGCAAAUGUUGUCCUGGUUGGACGCGAUGGUGCACACGCGUCUACACGCCUGGUGAAGAGACCGUGGUCUUGCAUUGCCGUUCUGCAGGAGACCUUCGAUUGCACCAUUCGGCACUCUGACUCUCCAGUACAAAAAAUCUUCAAUUCGCAGCAUUUCAGCCGAUGGUUUGAAGACUAUGUGCAUCAAGAAGGAGACGGUCCAAGAGCAGCAAGCCUCUCCGCGGCGAAACAUCGCUUUGCAAGCUUUGCGAAGCCAAUGGGACGCAUGCUGCGAAAUGUGCACAGCUUCUUUCGAGUUCUACAUAGAAUUUCUUCGACCAGGGAGGAUGCACACUGGGCACGGAAAUGGUUGCGCGAUAUUUCGCCUCAUCGUCUUUUGCUCUUGGCCCUUGGGGCAGACGCAGCCGAUUCGCUGCUGCAGCUUACACGCUUUCUAGACAAUGAGUCGUGCGACCCUGCCCUUUUGAAUCAAGAGAUCGGCCAUUUCUUGGAUGAAAUCCAUGUACAAUUCCUUCACGGCAAGGCCUGGGAGAUCAGCGGGUAUUCCAAACAUAUGGUGGAAGUUUUGGAGUCGGGAACAUUAUUUGCUUUGAGUGGGGGCCAAGGACGCCAACUACGAGUCAGUGCGGCGGUGAAAGACAAAGCGCUGCAAGACUUUCAGCCUUGGGUCCGCCUUUGCGAAGCCACGGUGCGAGCUGAAUUUCCUCACUUUGAAGUCCUCAAUGCGAUGCUUGUCUUCAACUUGAGCGACAGACCUACGACGAAACCGGCACCAAAAGAGACCUCUGCUUGCUUGCGACGAAUCGCGCUUGCUUUGGAUGUUGAUCCAGCUGGUCUUCGUUAUGAAUGGGAAUCUCUGCGGCCCAUAGCAGAAGCUCAAAAAAGACUUUCUCAGCUAGACAACAGAGAGGCUUGGAAAGCUGCCUAUGACCACACGCAGAAGAAUGCGCAUGCACGAAAGAAGUAUGCCUUGAAGCAUCUUCCAAAGGCUUUGCGAGCUUAUGCUUGUUGGACUCCUUCUUCGUCUGGAGUGGAGCAGAGCUUUUCCAAAGCUGACCGUUGCUAUCACACAGGUCGCUUCGGUCCCAAAGCCGCCGACACUGAACGUCGGAGCAUCAGCGUGCUGACAAUGAGUGGGAAGGAAAGUCAGAAAGACAUCAUCGAAGGAGCUCGCCAACUCUAUGCAGCAGCCAUUCAGAAAUCUGUGACAUCCUCGUCAUCUUCCAGACUUCCCUCCGCUGAAGAUUUGCAACUGUCUGCCAAAGGAAUGAAAGAGCUCAAGCUGCAGAAUAAACGUCGUUUGGACAGAGCAGUGGAAGCUGCCGAGAACGGCUACUUACUGACGAGUGAUGCCGGUCAGCACCCUUUUUCCGAGGAUCCACGCUUGGCUGAUGUUUUCAUUGCUUCUUCCGAAGUCGUUUCAGAGAAGAUCUACUUGCUUGCCGUUGCUUGUGGUGGCUGUGUGCUAUCGAAAGCAGUGCUGGAAGGGAGACAAGGCUUCAAACUGCAGUACCAGAAGGCUGCUUUCAACCGACUUCGAGAAUUUCACGUUGGUAUUCAUUGCUCCGCUGCAUUUCAAGCGAAGCAUACGGCUUUCAUGAAGGUCCUGUCUUGGGUUGUGCAAACCACUGGCUGGCGUAGACUCAAAGUGGAGAGGCUGGACAAGAACAGGUCCAUAUCGUUGGUUGCCGAGGAUGAUCCGGAAGCUAAAAGCCUACAAAAGAAGUCUUUCCUGACUCUGCAGAAAUCGGGGUUUGUGAAGCACUUGCCAGACACGUGUGAAGCCAAAGACAAAAGUUUUUUGGCUGCUGUCCUUUGA